UUACUGUUGAAAAAGGGGAAACAAAAUGGCCUGGUCGCAAAAGCAAUUCAUAUUCGCCCUCACCAUGGUGGUGACGGGCUCCAUCAACACGCUUAGCACAAAAUGGGCUGAUAAUAUUGAAUCCGAAGGCUCGGAUGGACAGGUGCGACGGUUCGAGCAUCCCUUCGUACAGGCGUGUGCAAUGUUCCUCGGCGAGUUUCUUUGUUUACUUGCAUUCAAAGCCGUAUACUAUCAUCUGCGUCGCAAGAACAACGGUGCUGAAGAUCGGCAUGAUCUCGUACAGGGCAAUCGACAAUUCAGUCCCUUCAUCCUAUUUGUACCGGCUAUGUGCGAUAUGCUGGCGACCUCCAUUAUGUACGUCGGACUGAAUCUCACCUACCCCUCUAGUUUUCAAUUGCUGCGAGGAUCGGUCAUCAUCUUUGUCGCUAUACUGAGCGUAGCGUUCUUGAACCGGACGCUAGUGAAGCGCGAAUGGUUCGGUAUUGCUUUUAUCAUGCUUGGCCUGGUGGUGGUCGGCUUGUCCGAUGUGGUAUCGAACGAUAAUACGGGCUCACAGUACACCCGGAACAAUGUCAUCACGGGCGAUCUGCUCAUUAUACUGGCCCAAAUUAUAACCGCUGUGCAGAUGGUGUACGAGGAGUACUACGUGACCGCGUUAAACAUUCCGGCACUGCAAGCAGUAGGAUGGGAAGGAUUCUUCGGCUUUUCCGUGCUCGGUUCGCUCCUGCUGCCCAUGUACUUUAUCCACGUGAUGUACCCGUUCAACGGCAAUGCACACGGCGUGCUGGAGGAUUUGCCCGAUGCGCUCGCCCAGCUGGCUAACAACUAUCAGCUAAUAAUCGCCAUCUGUGGUAUGAUCGUAUCGAUUGCGUUCUUCAACUUUGCGGGAAUCAGUGUGACGAAGGAAAUAUCCGCUACCACGCGGAUGGUGCUCGAUUCCGUUCGGACGCUUGUCGUGUGGAUGGUGUCGCUGCUGUUGGUUUGGCAAAAGUUCCAUUACCUUCAGCUGAUUGGGUUCGCCGGUCUCCUGUUCGGCAUGUGCCUGUACAAUGAUAUUUUCGUGCUGCAAACGUAUCGGCGUGUCCGGGUGGCACUGUUGCUGCGCAUUGGGCGUCAGUCGGGCGAUGGGAUGAGUGAGGUUAUUAUCAAUCGGCAAGCAGAUGAGCCGGAUCGUUAGACUGAA
Anopheles maculipalpis is the source of this 1183-nucleotide messenger RNA. It is a transcript of the gene Tango9, whose product is annotated as solute carrier family 35 member F6. The transcript is spliced from 5 exons. Bases 26 to 1177 code for a protein of 383 amino acids. Gene Ontology annotation, molecular function: transmembrane transporter activity. Lineage: Eukaryota; Metazoa; Arthropoda; Insecta; Diptera; Culicidae. Gene Ontology annotation, cellular component: membrane; intracellular membrane-bounded organelle. The record is from RefSeq and is a predicted model, not a curated record. Gene Ontology annotation, biological process: transmembrane transport.